Messenger RNA from Lacerta agilis (Sand lizard), 1205 nucleotides. RefSeq names its product mitochondrial translational release factor 1 like (gene MTRF1L). Gene Ontology annotation, biological process: translational termination. The record is from RefSeq and is a predicted model, not a curated record. NCBI's taxonomy places the organism in Eukaryota, Metazoa, Chordata, Lepidosauria, Squamata, Lacertidae. Gene Ontology annotation, molecular function: translation release factor activity.
UGUUGUGGCGGCGGCAGAAUCAGCCGCGGAGGUGGAGGUCGCGCGCCUCAUCUUCUUCGCCGCUCGCCAUUGCCCUCGCGCCGGGGCGGUGGGAGGCGACGGCGCCUCGGCGCUCCGUCAGCAGCCAGGCUGGCUUGCGCGAGCUGUUCGAGCUGCCGGCCCUGCAGCGCUUCCUGGAGUGGCGGCAGCAGCAGCCGGGGCUGCUUCGCGGGGCUUCCGGGCCGGACUUGGCAGCGCGGAUUCGCCUCCUGCGGGAGAAGGAGCAGGAGCUGCGCGACACGAAGCGCCUGGCUCAGGAAGAUGAACAUGAAGAUUUGCGGAAGCUGGCGGAAAAAGAAGCUCUUUCCUGUCAGGAAGAGAUAGCAGAAUUGAAACAUCAGAUUGUAUUGCUUUUGAUUCCUUCAGAAGAAACAGAUAGAAGUGAUCUCAUCAUGGAAGUGACUGCUGGAGUUGGAGGGCAGGAAGCAAUGCUGUUCACAGCAGAGAUGUUUGAUAUGUAUCAACAGUAUGCUACUAAAAAGUGGAAUUUUGAAGUUCUGGAAUAUGUUUCCAGUGACAUAGGUGGUUUGAGACAUGCAUCUGCUGUUAUAGGAGGCCUCGACACGUAUAAACAGAUGAAGUUUGAAGGGGGCGUACAUCGUGUCCAGCGAGUGCCUAAGACAGAAAAGCAAGGACGCAUUCACACCAGCACAAUGACUGUAGCAAUUUUACCACAACCAGAUGAGAUAAAUUUGACAAUUAAUCCUAAAGACUUGCGUAUUGAAACAAAACGAGCCAGUGGAGCUGGUGGUCAGCAUGUAAAUAAAACUGAUAGCGCUGUACGAAUAGUCCAUAUUCCCACAGGUGUUGUGUCUGAGUGUCAGCAGCAAAGAUCUCAAAAAAAUAAAGAAAAGGCUAUGCAGAUCCUUCGUGCCAAGCUAUACAGUAUCAAACUUGAAGAAGAGAACAGAAAAACAGAAAUUGCUAGAAAGAUUCAGACUGGCUCCAGAGGAAGGUCGGAGAAAAUCAGAACCUACAACUUCCCCCAGGAUCGUGUUACUGAUCACAGAAUAAGCAGAUCAGUGCAUGACAUUGAAAGGUUCAUGUUGGGGGAGGAACUGCUAGAUGAAAUGAUAAAGUCCCUAAGAGAAUAUGCUGAUUAUGAGACUGUAUUGGAAGUUAUUUCUGAAAGUGAUCCAACCAGGCUGAGAUGAUCUGCACUACAG